AGAAAGGUUAGCUAGCCACUGCGGCUAACCUUUCUCUUGAAUCAACGCAUCGACUACUAGCUAACAAACCCAGUUGUUGGUGUGACAGAAAUGCCGCCAAAAGGAAAGGGUGGCAAAGGUGCAAAAGCAGGAGCCGGUGCCUCAAGCAGUGGAGACGCGGACAAGAAGGAGAAAGCUCAGAAAGGAGGUACUGCAGUAAAGGUGCGUCAUAUUCUUUGUGAAAAACAUGGGAAGUGCAUGGAGGCUAUGGAGAAGCUGAAGGCUGGAGUGCGCUUUAGUGAAGUGGCAGCCCAGUACAGUGAAGACAAAGCUAGACAAGGAGGUGAUCUUGGAUGGAUGACCCGAGGAUCAAUGGUGGGACCAUUUCAAGAUGCUGCAUUUGCACUACCCAUCAGCUCCAUGGAUAAGCCUGUAUACACAGAUCCUCCGGUGAAAACAAAGUUUGGCUACCAUAUCAUCAUGGUUGAAGGCAAAAAGUGACUAAUAGAUUUCCAGACCAUGUGGCUUACCCAUACACCCUUGCUUUGUAGUACAUUCAUGUAAGCAAAAAAGCAACAAAUCUUAUUAACAGCAUUUUUUUUUACAUGCAAAUAUCAGUUAAUAAACAAACACUGACAGAA
Messenger RNA from Electrophorus electricus (electric eel), 620 nucleotides. It is a transcript of the gene pin4, whose product is annotated as protein (peptidylprolyl cis/trans isomerase) NIMA-interacting, 4 (parvulin). The record is from RefSeq and is a predicted model, not a curated record. Gene Ontology annotation, biological process: rRNA processing. Gene Ontology annotation, molecular function: peptidyl-prolyl cis-trans isomerase activity; DNA binding. Lineage: Eukaryota; Metazoa; Chordata; Actinopteri; Gymnotiformes; Gymnotidae.